CUACUUAUUACAAUCUGUUGCGUUGAGUCUGCUUUUAAACAUGACGUCACACCCAGUUGUCCGGAGUCCGCCGAGGAAUGCACCUUUAACUUUCGAGUGAACUACAUAAUGACCAUGGUGUCCUAUAACUGGACAAUUGACGAAGGGAACCCAGUCUUUCUCAGAAAUGGAACGUUCAUGAAGAAGACUUCAGAUGCCGAACAUGGAGUGGCCUAUUUUUGUGAAGAAAUGCCGGUUACCUCGGAAGAGAUGGAGGAAGUUGUUACAGCUGACGGGAACUACAGACUCAUGUUUGCCAUUAACAAUCAGUUUCCGGGUCCAACAAUUUCUGUUUAUGAAAAUCAAAGAGUAAAAAUUCAUGUUUACAAUGAUCUUGCGAACGAGGGCGUUACCUUUCACUGGCAUGGAAUGUCCCAGAAUGGUUCUGUCUAUAUGGAUGGCGUCUCCAUGGUUACACAAUGCCCGAUACUUCCCGGGCAGAUGUUUACGUAUUUGUUCACAGCUAAUCCCAAGGGCACACAUUGGUAUCAUGCUCACCACGGUGUUAUGAGGUCGAUGGGCCUUGCAGGUGCUUUUAUUGUUCUUCCUCGUAAAGGAAAUGAGAGAAAUGACGUUCCAAAACCCGAUAAAGACUAUGUUUUUGUGGUGCAAGACUGGUCUUACCCAGAGAGUGAUAUCCAGCUUGUUAAAUAUCAGGAGUGGUACAUGUUACCGUUUGUAAAGAACAUGGAUACCAAUGAUUGUCUUAUGAACAAGCUGACCUAUGACGGGUCUAUCUCAAGCCUGGCUAUGCCGUACAAUAACGCCCUGGUGAACGGAAAAACGAAAUAUUUUUCAGGUGACAGUUCAGAGCUACAGCGUUCUAUCCCACUGGAGAAAUUUAAUGUCGCCUCUAACAGUUACACCAGAUUCCGAGUAAUUAACUCAGGGAUGACUGGAGAGUACAAAAUUUCCAUUGAUGAGCACAAGCUUCUACUGACCGAUACAGACGGCGGUGACCUUGACCCAAUUUAUAUUGACUUCCUCCUCAUUAGUCCCGGGGAAAGCUAUGACGUCAUUUUAUACGCUAAUAACACUCCUGGAAACUACUGGAUACGUGUAGAGACGGUAGAGGUUAUGGAUUACAAUCAUAAUCCAGUGAAACCCAAUGUAAGCUUUGCACAGCUUCAUUACAAUGAAGCAGAAGAUGAACUACCUGACACAGACGAGAGGGAAUGCUCAGAGAGGGAGCCUUGUGUUAUGACCAAUUGCCACUGGAGUAUUAUAUCGAUGGCUAAGUGGGCCCCAUACACGAAAUGUCUAUCAGUAGCGGAUUUAAGGGCAUCGUCACAACAAAGAGAUACAUAUCCUGUUGACGUCCCCACUUCACGUGACGAUUUUCAGGAGAUAUUCCUCAACUUUAAUUUCAGAGGGACUGACAUGAUGCGUCGUCGUCCGGCAGUAAACACAAUUCAUUACAAAAGUCCACCAAUGCCACUUCAGGUAUUUCCCGACCUUGUAGAAGACAGCAGCAUUGUAUGUAAUAACGAUUACAUGGAUAAAUGUGGGGAGUACUGCCGGUGUACUCACGUUGUCAAACUGGAUGCGUGGAAAACAGCGCAACUUGUAUUUACGGCUGAGGUUAAUGUUACCAGAGGUUCAGCUCACCCUAUACAUCUUCACGGAAAUCGUUUCCACGUCAUAAAGUACGGUCUUCCAGUUAUUAACAAAACAACAGGACUAAUUGAAAAGGAAAACCAAGACAUAGAGUAUUUCAAUAACUACAGUAAAGCAAAAUGGAGGAAUUCUAGCUGGGAGUUUGGUAACGUUCCUGAUAUAAACAUUGUGGAUCCGCCCCACAAAGACACGGUGGUGGUGCCAUUUAGGGGCUAUGUUGUUGUCAGACUACAAACAAAUAACCCCGGAUUUUGGUUCAUGCACUGUCACCUUGAUGACCACAUGAGUCUGGGGAUGGACGUAGUUAUACAAAUUGGGGAGCCACACGAGAUGCCAAAACCUCCCCCACAUUUUCCAAGAUGUUGGAAUUUCAAAGCGGAAUCCAAAUCUAAAUCUUCCUCAAAGUCACACUCGAAGAAGAAAUCCAAAUCUGAAAGAGAAAAUGACGACAAUUUCCUACAGCUGCCUGCUGUUCCUGAUAUCACCACCAAAGGACCUGAAGAGAUUCUUCAUGACACUGAUGAUGAUCAUGUCUUGAAAAUACACUACAUGUCGUAUGUUGUAAUGGUGGUAUUCAUGAUGUUUUUCCUCUUCAGUUUCCUUCUCUUGUCCCUGUUUAUCGUCAUCAAACAUUGUAAUUGGACUGGUCCUCUCUUCAGACGCCGAGGAUACACUAAGAUCGAAAGCGAACAGCGAGUUAGAUAUUCAAAAUAAACAAAAAGAUAUAAUUAAUAUGAAUGGUUUGUUUCUAUGUAAGAUGACUCUGUUGAUGCAGUGAUGGGAAAAACAAUCAAUGUUGAAGAAAUAUGAUGGUGUAUUUAAACGUCUCUCUGUAUGU
Molecule: messenger RNA, 2494 nt
Organism: Saccostrea cuccullata (small rock oyster)
Lineage: Eukaryota; Metazoa; Mollusca; Bivalvia; Ostreida; Ostreidae
Exons: 15
Coding region: 109-2370 (753 amino acids)
Molecular function (GO): copper ion binding; oxidoreductase activity
Source: RefSeq, a predicted model, not a curated record